This is a messenger RNA of Papaver somniferum (opium poppy), 740 nucleotides long. RefSeq lists its product as uncharacterized. The transcript has 3 exons. Bases 1 to 729 code for a protein of 242 amino acids. The record is from RefSeq and is a predicted model, not a curated record. NCBI's taxonomy places the organism in Eukaryota, Viridiplantae, Streptophyta, Magnoliopsida, Ranunculales, Papaveraceae.
AUGGCAUUUCCGAUUCAAUUCCCUCCGGCUCGAACAAUAAUCACAGUUAUGGCGUUGCUUAAUCAUCUUUCUACGCUCGAAAACUUCAUCGCUGCUGUUAACAAAUGUCUGAAACUGAGAGCAUUACAUAAGAACGAGAAAUUGCUUUUCACCGCAACAAAUUUACUGAAGUUGAUUGGAGUGCGAGUUUUCAUCACUGUAAUCAUCUCUCAUCUGUGGGCGGAGUUUGUACUGAAGAAGGUGGAGGAGAAGCUCGGUUGGACAACUUUUACCUCGCUCUUUUAUUCUGUUAUUGUGAUUGAUGUCGGCCUAGAUCGCUAUGCUUUAGACACCGGCUUCCCUGAAGCAGCGGUGAUGCUUUCCGUUAGAUUUAUCAUCACCUUUCACAAAUGGGAACUGAAGAAUGGAGAGACUGCUUCAGAGCUGCUAUGUGGGAAGAUCUCUUUCUGGUGUACAUUGGCGUUAAAAUGGAUCGAACCAUCUCAUUACGUGUCUUUGGAAGUCUACAAAACGCAUAAAAAGUUGACGGAGAUUGAAACGGAACUCAAACAGACCAGAGCAGACCUUGCUGAGCUCCGUUUACAGCUGCACCUUCCAAGCCGAUGCUCAUCAGAUUCCGAUGCACCCGAUCGAGCCAGGUCAUAUCCAUGCCACGUAAUGAGGCAGAUCGUAUCAACUCAACAGAGUCUUUCUAUCCGAGUCAUCGAGUCUUAUGUGAAAAAAUAUUAAAAAAUGUGAUG